UUACCAGCAGGAGAGAUUCUGUUGUCCUGAAGGGGUUCACAUAAAAAGGCAACUUAAGGAAGAGAAGUCACAGUACUUGACACAACCCAAAGGACGUUUGCUGUUCUUUGGCUGUUCAUCUCCCAACAGAGUCCACUGAUGUUUCUUAGGAUGGGGCUGAUUCCCAAACUCCUGGCUGGACUUGUCCUGUUGACUCUAUGUGUGGAAAAUGGCUCAGGCCAGUACUGGUCCUAUGGCGUGCGUCCUGGAGGAAAGAGAAACAUUGAACCCUUGGUUGAUUCUUUUCAAGAGAUGGCCAAAGAGAUUGAUCAACUGGCAGAACCCCAGCACUUUGAGUGCACCCUCCACCAGCCUCGCUCUCCCCUCAGGGACCUGAAAGGAGCUCUGGAAAGUCUGAUGGAGGAGGAAACAGGGCAGAAAAAAAUUUAAAUCCAUUGGACCAGAAGGAUCAACAUUUAACACUGAAAAUGAAAUUUGUGAACCCUAAAAUAUCUAUAUAUUGUGUGGAUUUUGGAACUUCUCACAUCAAUAUGCACAUAUUUCAAAAUAAAGUUCUGUGUUGUAAAUAAA
Molecule: messenger RNA, 570 nt
Organism: Cavia porcellus (domestic guinea pig)
Lineage: Eukaryota; Metazoa; Chordata; Mammalia; Rodentia; Caviidae
Gene: Gnrh1
Product: gonadotropin releasing hormone 1
Exons: 4
Coding region: 139-429 (96 amino acids)
Biological process (GO): multicellular organism development
Cellular component (GO): extracellular region
Molecular function (GO): gonadotropin hormone-releasing hormone activity; gonadotropin-releasing hormone receptor binding
Source: RefSeq, a predicted model, not a curated record